This is a messenger RNA of Racocetra persica, 964 nucleotides long. The record is from the annotation of a GenBank genome assembly. Lineage: Eukaryota; Fungi; Glomeromycota; Glomeromycetes; Diversisporales; Gigasporaceae.
AAUCUUGUUACCUUUAUCCAUCAUAUAAACCUUAACAUUGUAACCAAAAUGAACGAACAACAAAUUCAAAAUGGCAAUUCGAAUUUUCUUCAAAUACCCACAGGAAACUUUGACGAUUCUGUGAACAUUUCACCAACAAUAAUAUCAGCUAUCAAUAAUUUAUCGAUUAAUGAAUCAGACAAUGAUGGUACUUUAGAAGAUGAACAAAGUAGGAACAAUUAUAGUCAAUAUUUAUCAGCAAGAAAUAAUACCGGAUCUACUGUCUCGUUCAAUGGUUCAACUACAACAAUAUCUCAACCGGUUGCACCAGCAGAAUUAUUACGUGCUGUUGUUAUAAAUCGCCCAACUGCACAAAUGAUCGAAACCUUUCGGUUCUCAAAACCAAAGGUCGAAAUGACUGAACAAGAAGUAAUCGAUUUUGUUAUGAAUCCAGUCCCACAAGGGCAAAAAGUUCUUUGUAAGAUAACUAGAAGUAAAGAGGGAUUUGGAAAACUUUAUCCACAAUAUGAGCUUUACAUUGAGGAACCGAUUGAGAAUGAUGAACCUAGAAGAACAUUUCUUCUUGCAGCAAAAAAGAAGAAAAAUAGUAAAAAUUCACAUUAUGUUAUUACAACUGCACGACUUGACUCCGUUUCAUCGAAAAAAAUCGUUGGGAAAGUCAGAUCAAAUUUUUUGGGUACAGCUUUUGUUAUGUAUUCAAACGGACGAAGUCCGUUUAAACGUGAACCAGAAUUAGCAGAUAUGCAAAUUAGAGAAGAAUUAGGUGCCGUAGUUUACGAUCCAAAUAUUCUUGGAUUUAAAGGUCCACGUAAAAUGACCGUAUUAUUACUAGGCAUGACCAGAAAUGGAGAAAGACCAGAAUUUAGACCUACUACCGAAUCACAAACUUUGAUUGGAAAAUUUAGGAGUGGGGAUCAUCGAGAUAUAUUAAUCUUACAUAAUAAGUCACCGCAGUGGAACGAAG